Molecule: messenger RNA, 1956 nt
Organism: Fonsecaea pedrosoi CBS 271.37
Lineage: Eukaryota; Fungi; Ascomycota; Eurotiomycetes; Chaetothyriales; Herpotrichiellaceae
Exons: 4
Coding region: 1-1956 (651 amino acids)
Source: RefSeq, a predicted model, not a curated record
AUGGAUCCUGCUUCGGCGUCUGUUGCGUUUAUCGGCUUCGCUGCCAGCCUCACAACAUUUGCUGGCCUGGUGGUCGAUUCCGUCCAGACCCUAUCCGAGCUUCGUCGCCGACUGAUUCAUGCCCCUGAAGAGCUCAAGCGGCUCUUGUCCGUGCUUCGGCAGCACGAGUCGAUUCUGCUUGAACUUCGAGAUCGCAUCAGCUUGUUUACGCCGGAGGAGCUCCCCGCUGAGCUACGACAAUUUUGGGAGGAAAACAAUACACAGAUGGCCGCAGACUAUGCACGGUUGAAAGAGCAUGUGGAAAAGAUACGGACCACGUUCCAAGAGACGACGAUUACGAAGAAAUCUGUACGAGCUCGAAUCCAACAGAUCUUACAUUUGCCGGAGAUCCAGGAGCUGCAAACACGUCUACAAGGAAACAUAAGCAGGUUCGAUGUGGUGCUCUCUAUGGUAGCUGAGCGGCGACUCCGAAACCAAAGCCAGGCGCUUGACAGCAUCUCACAUAAUGUGAUAUCUAACUAUGCGACGCACCACCAGGACCUCCAAGGCAUUCGUUUAUCCACGUCUAGGACCGAAAGCUAUCUCUUGCAGCAAGCCGUACAGCUCAGUGGAAUACAAAGUCGGCUACACCUUAUCUCUACUCGGUUGAAGCAAAUCCCGGCUCGUAACAACCACCCAUUUCAAGGAUUUAACCUAAACCAAGGUAGCAAUCAGGCUCGAAGACUUUGGCUUCGACUUCCCCGAUCGGCCAGAAUCCUAUUAGCCGCAACAGAAAUGAGUCUCGUCCGUCAGUACUGGUUUGGAUCUUUGAUGGUCGACGUGACUUGCGACUCAAGCCCGCAAGAGCCCUUGACGUGGACGAGGGACGAAUCGGAAGACCACACAUACGUUGCGUUCACCUAUAUUCCUCCGAGGUGGUUAUCAGAUAUGUGUAUCACCGUCUCAAUGACGCUUGCGGCACCUCUACAGUUUCAGAGGUCUCACCUUAAUUUGGACCUUAGAAUUGUCGAUUGCCUGUCAUCCUGCGAUGUGCAGGGUCUACAGAAAUUGUUCGCGCAGGGGCUGGCCCAUCCCUUCGACCUUAUACCACCUCGCCAAGUGGACGACAGAGGCUUCUCAUAUUUCCAGCAGCCAAGAUCGGUACUAGAGAUAUUUCUCCAUCGGAGCAACUACAAAAUCACUGGAACAUAUCAUAGAGACUGCUCAUGGUCUAGCAUGUGUCUCUUGAUGCUUGAUCAGAUGGCUUCUAACAGCCAGGACAGUGACGAGGCUGAACAAAUGCUUGCAGUCCUUAUGGAAAACCAGGCGUACGAGAAGAAAGAUGCCAUCGACUCAGUCAUAGACCGGGGAGUCGACCUUUCAGAUGUCUUGAAUGCGACGCCAUACCAACGACACUCGAUUCUUCUGAUCCUCUACGCUACCGGCCCAAGAGCCUUUGCCCACGAAUUUGUACGCCGGCACGUUGGUCUGCUAGAAUACUAUGACAUGACCCCGGCAAACUCCUGGCUUCUUCGAACCAUUGCCCGGUCGGAACCAGGGUUUCGAUCUAAGUUGGUUUGCGAACAACAAGAACUAUGCGGUCAACCUAAUGGCAACAGCCGCAAGAAAAGUGGACCAGACAUCUGUCUACAAACGCAGUUGAAAGAUAUGCGCGAGGCUGAUGCCGAAGAGAGAGACCUCUAUUUAUCAACUCUGUGUGCGGGAGGACCUGCCGCAGUACUUGACGCCCUCCUAUGGUAUCCAGGCGAGCUCCCUGAACUUAACCCCAAGCACGAGGGUGGCAGAUUCCUUCAGCGGUAUCUUGAGAUAUCUGCCGCCUUCGGGAACAGUCCUGUCUUCAGACGUUUGAUCCAGGCCGGUGCUGACACUACCGUUCAAGACCACCUAUGGAAUGUAAUAACACGGAAUUACAGGGUGACUUGCUAUUUCAACACGUCCGGUGACCAAAUCAAAUAA